AUGGUUCGCUCUCGCGUGCUCUCGUUUCUAUCAGCCUUUGGAGGACAGUCCCGGAAAACAAGCCCGGAUGGGGGUGGACGACCGACUUCAUCGUCGUACAAUGCUCCUCCAUCAAGGUUCGAUACACCUUCUCCAGAUACACCUUCUCCGCACGAUGGCUCUCCGUCAAAAGCCGAACGGCGCAUGUCGCGGCCGGGCUCGACGCUCUUUACAACCAAACCUCCGCUUAUGCAAUUAGCGGAGGACACUCCUGCCGAACUGCAGCGCAUCUUUUCGUAUAUGAACAGCCAUGCGAACAAACUGUACUUCGAGGGAUAUUUUCUGAAGCUGAAUGAUUUGGAUACGAAUGGUCGUCCAUGUGCUGAGCGACAAUGGGUGGAGUGUUAUGCUCAACUUGUCGGAACAGUCUUAUCCUUAUGGGAUGCCGCUGCGCUGGACGCAGCAGCCGAUCCAGCAGACGUGUCUCCAACAUUCGUUAACCUCGCUGAUGCGUCAGUCAAAUCGAUUGAAACGCUUCCCACACAAAACCAGGCUGGAGCACAAUCUCUCCAAAACGUCUUGAGCGUCUCGUCUGCCGGUCAAAACCGUUAUCUUCUUCAUUUCGACUCCUAUGACUCCUUGAUCCAAUGGGCCUCCGCAAUUCGCCUCGCCAUAUAUGAACACACUUGUCUCUACGAAGCAUACACCGGUUCUAUCAUUGCCGCAAAGGGCAGAGAAUUGAACAAUAUCCGAAUGAUUUUGGAGCCCACCCGAUUCAAGCAUGAAGAUUGGGCCCGUGUGAGAUUCGGGGCUGGAACCCCCUGGAGGCGUUGCUGGUUUGUGAUCACGCCACCAGAUGAGAAAGAGCUGCAAAGGGCAAGGAAGACUAUGAAGAAGAAAUCAGCGUAUGACCGUGCGCCAAGGCUGGUAAUAGGAAGCAUCAAGUUCUAUGAGACGAAGAAGACGAAGAAGGUGAAACCUUUGGCGACAAUUACCGAUGCAUAUUGUGCAUACGCCAUCUACCCCCAAUCGAAGGCUUUGAUCGAUCAGUCGACUCUGAUCAAAAUCGAGGGGAACUUCAUCUUACACUCGCAAUCGGAGGCUAAAAUGGAAGGGUUUGUUUUUGUAAUGCCGGAAGUCCAUCCCGCUGUGAGUGGGUUCGAGAUGAUGCUCCAAUUCUUGAUACCAACCUUUGAUACCUUCAACCUCUACGGACGCCCGAACCGUCUUAUCGCCGCAGUAAACCACGUUAAGAGUAUUAUGUUCGCUUUUCCGGACCAGGAACGGUAUGACUACGUUGAUCUGAUGGAUAUCGCGAAUCUCAUGCGGACUCCUGGUUCUCAGAACUGGAGUGAGGCGGAGUGGAGAAGGCAGCUCAAGGAUGCAACCGCACGUCGAAUGGCAAAUGUCAGCAGCAGGACAAGCAGCAUCACCACACACAAGCCUCGCUUCCGUGCUAGUCUCCCGACUAGAUACAGUAACGUCCCCGCAGCGGCGUCAAGUCGUAAGGGAGGCUUGCCGGGUUACGUUCCUGCGUUCAACCAGUCGGUGGAUGCUGUGGUCCAGCAGGUUCCUAAAGAGGAGCCGUUUACACCAUCGCCACACUCGCGAAGCGUGUCCGACACAACGAGAUUUGGCCCCCAGCCCCCUCGAAGGCCCGCGAUGGUGGAGAACUCUGCAGCGUCUUCCACACAUGAUUUGACUCAAAGCCCCAUUGCCGGGAGCUCCCAUGGCCGAACUAGCUCCGAGGACAAUCGGAUUGAUGAAGCUGAAGAGGAGCCGGCACAAGUACCGUUUGCUCAACAGCUCACAUCUCCAGUAUCCCAUACUGAUCUUGCGCCACCCCCGACCCUGACUCACGACCCUAGAGACGCGCCUCCUGCCAGACCACGGCCAUCAUCAGACGCACGGAGAGCCAACGUACGCAUGUCUGAUGCUACUCUCGCACAACUCGUCGCUGCAUCCGGCGGUAUGAACUUAGCGGACAGACCUCCAACGUCAGGAAGUCAAAACAGCUGCAACUACGCUAAUAACAGUCCUGUAUCGCCAACCUCGUCACAGGCAAAUACUGAUGCUCGUCGUUUUGCCCCAGCUUCCGGUAGCCUGGCUACCCACCAACCUGAAGCGACGGAACAGGCUCCGCCCGUACCCGAGCAUAACUUCGGCGUCAGCGGUGCCCCGACGUCCUAUAAACCAUCCCCGCAGGAAUCCCCCAAGCCAUCUCCCAAGGUGAACAGAUUUAGCACCCAGAGCAUCCGAGUUGAUACCGAAAAGGCCGUCAAACGGAAGCCUAUCAGCCGAACACCAACGCAGACCCAGGUAGUCAGCCCGCAAAGUUCCGUUGGUGAGCCUAGUUUCGAUGAUCUCCGCCAUACCGUCGAUGAAGAUGCAUUGGACAUGGUUGGCAUCGUCAGCCGCCCCACUUUUUCUGCACCCAGAAGGCCAAUACAGCCAGAGGAAGAAAGUGUCUACGGUGAUGAUGAGUCCACGACAUCUCCUGACUACGCCAGCACCAAAGGAUCACUAUAUAGCAAGAACUCUGUUAAGUCGGUACCGAGGCCUAGGAUGGGAGUGAAGAAAACCGUGGGAACGGAGCCUCAGCCAAAGGACGUUGUUAUCGGAGAUGCGCGUUAUGCUAUGGAGGACAAACCAAAGCCUAAUCCAGACAUCCCCACAAUUGACUUUGGGCCAACUUUGAACUACCUGCCGACUACUGGACGCCCGAGUACGUCAGACACGCUGAAGAAGUUUGAUAGAGGUGAGCCCGGUGUCACGGAAAAGCAGCGGUACUCACUACCUGUACACGAGGCGGACCGCAAUCAUUCCAGAUCACCAAACCGAGACGACUAUCGGCGGAGUGUAUUGUGGCAGCCAGGGAUGGCAGCUCCACGUCCGGUAACCCCCGGUGGUGGUCUCACGCCUGAGCAAUACGUGCAGCAACGAGCGGCUCCCAGUCCUCCGGUCCAUGCGCACGCUCGUACGCCCUCUAGUGCAACAAUAACACCAGGCCCUCGGCCCGUUUCUGGUGAUUGGACUACUUAUUCGAGGCCAAAAUCACAAUUGGGUCUUAAUCAAGAUGCCGUCCCUCGGCCCAGGUCUCGCGGCGCCAACAACAUGAUGAACUACAAUGAUGUCUCAUCGCAUCUUUCGGCCCGCGAACAGGAGCAUGUAGCCCGCAUGACCGGGUCCUCGUUCUUCAAUCUAUCUGGCGAUAAACAAAAGACACCACCGCCUGUGAAUCCGAUGGGCUUGGUUGGGGCAAUUGAUGCUCGGGAGCAGGAGAGGAGGUUGAUGAAAGAGGGCAUGUCCAACCAGAUGGUGCAGCAUGCUAUUGCUCAACGCCAACAUCACUGGCAACAGCAACCACCGCAACCCCAACAGCAGUUGGCAGCGACCCCUCCCCAUUCGUACGGUGUCCAGGCCGGGCCUGGCAGCUUCUACAACAUGCCAGGAGCAAGCCACACAUGGGACGCUUUGAACCAAACCUACCGACCGGAGGAACCUCGACGUCAGUCUUGGUAUGCGAGCCAGUUCGCCCCCCAGCCUCCACAAGCAGGCCCUCUGCCUUAUCAGGCGAACCAAUACAAUCCGCAGCAGGGCCACUUUGGCAAUGCCAAUGCGUCCUACUACUGA
Messenger RNA from Aspergillus versicolor CBS 583.65, 3612 nucleotides. Its product is annotated as PH domain protein. Bases 1 to 3612 code for a protein of 1203 amino acids. The transcript is spliced from 4 exons. Lineage: Eukaryota; Fungi; Ascomycota; Eurotiomycetes; Eurotiales; Aspergillaceae. The record is from RefSeq and is a predicted model, not a curated record.